AUGAGUAACGAUGCAGACUUAGAUUUCGAUGCUGACCUAGAUGCAAUACUUGCAGAAGCAGCUAAAACGGAUGAAAAAGAUAAAGUUGAAGAAAAUGAGAACAGUAAAUCUACUACAAAUGAACAAACAGAAGAACAAAAUCAAAAUGUAAUCGAGAAGCCAAAUACAGCAACCAUUGAUGAAGAAGAACAAGCUAUAGAAGAUCCGGAUAUUCCAAAAAUUAAUAGAAAUGAAACUAAGCGCAAAGUGUUUGAGGAUAUAGAUAAAUAUCUUGAACAAAUUUCGAAAGAAAAGUCUAAUAAUAAUGAAAAUUCUAAUCAAGAAAAUGAAGAUGAUGAUGACAUUGAUUUAGAUGAACUGGAUGUAACAGUUUCAUCAAAUCCUCAUUAA
This is a messenger RNA of Trichomonas vaginalis G3, 390 nucleotides long. RefSeq lists its product as uncharacterized. The transcript has a single exon. NCBI's taxonomy places the organism in Eukaryota, Parabasalia, Trichomonadida, Trichomonadidae. The record is from RefSeq and is a predicted model, not a curated record. Bases 1 to 390 code for a protein of 129 amino acids.